GAACACGGUUACACUUGUGUUGCACUUCAUUGCACUUGUCCGCGGUAUCCGCCACGCAUCAGCUGUGCUAGCGUGAAAAUGGCUGCGGGGGUUGUGCGUUAGGUUAAGUUGAGUUAGGUUAUGUGUACAUCGCUGAAACAGAAACGUUCAAGCUCGAUCGCAUCUCGCGGACUAAGAUGAUAAGGAACUGGGUGAACGAACGAUCGGUGAGACAAGCUGAGUGCGCAAAAACGUCAAUGAGAAUCCGAUCGCCACUGCGUUGAAUCUCACGCACGCACUGCCGUGAUAAGACGCGAAUGAGCAAGUGAGAGAGAGCUAAUAGGAAAGGGAGAGCGAGAAAGAUAGAGCGGACACUCCUGGGCUGGCAAAAUAAAACGGUUGCACGCUUAAACGCUUGGAAUGGAUUAUGUAACGGCCAUCGAGGUCGCGGUUAAGCAGUUUUACUCAAGGGGCGACAAUGAUGCUCACUCCUGGCUUCUGCAGAUGCAGGCCUCCACCGAGGCAUGGCAGUUCGUUUGGCAGCUCCUGGGGCCUACCAAGACGUUGGAAGUGCAAUUCUUUGCGGCUACGACUCUGCACCUGAAAAUAUCGAAACAAUGGAACGAAGUGCCCGAGGUCGAGUAUCCCCAGUUGCAAGAACGGUUGCUCGUCAGUGUGAGAAGACCCAACACUCCUCCGUUUAUCCUCGUGAAACUGUGUCAAGCGUUAGCUGCGUAUGUGGCAAACGUGUACGGCAGGGGAAACAGGACGAAGGAUGGGAGCCUAGUCGAUGAAUUGUUCGAUAUUUUACCUUACGAUUCUCCACCUGCAUUGGAGCUGUUGCUUCGUGUACUGUCGACCUUGCCAGUCGAGUACGAAAGGAGGAACGAGCUAAAGCGUGCCAAAUUGCGGGAGGCGAUAUUCAACAGCUGGUGCCAAACCGCUUGGUUCCUGCAACAAGUUUUCUUGUUGUACAAACCGGAUGCUCAGAACGACAGCCUUAUGUUGUACACCUUGGGACUGGAGUGUGCUCAAUCGUGGCUCAAAGUCGGCCACUUACCUCUAGACGUUACCGGUCAAAUCUAUCCUCACUUAUUAGUGGCUGCAGCCUACUAUGCGCCAAGCAGAGAUGGUGUCGACAACGAGAACGUCAGGAACUGGGAGAUAGUCCAGGAUUCUUUGAUUAUGAUUGUCACACACUGCGAACUUUACAAACGGCCACAGACGUUCUGGGAGUGGGCUCAAAGCCUGGUGUCGAUGGCGAGGGAACAUAGUGGCAAGGACUUUUGCGAGAUCUUGACAGCGAUUGGUGAAACUCACUCUCGCACGUUCCUGAUCGCCUUAGCCCUGGAAAAUGAGAAUGAAACGCACGUGUGGACUGCUUCCAGCUUGAUUGAGCUGCUCUUAGAAUGUUCGGAGCAGGAGGGACGUUACCCCACGGAAGAAGCACGCAGCUGUAUUCCAUUCGGAUUUUGGUACGCGUUGCAGGACGAUCUCUCCACUUUGGAUCAACCGCUUGAAAACCGGGCGCUGCAAGUGUUGAAACCGAUUUAUUUCCGACUGGCCCAGGCGUUGCUGCGAAAAUCGGCGCUACCCGCAUCCCAGAGCGAAGGCGGUGACGCGGAGGACCGCGAACUCUUCAGAUGUUACCGGCAGGAUGCGGCGGAUACAUUGGAUUACUGUUACAGCGUGCUUGGUGAUGAUCUACUGGCGCUUCUCGGACAGCGAUUGAGCCAGACACUCGAGGACGUACCAUGGACUUACGUAGAAUCCACGUUACACGCUUUUAGAGCGCUAGCCGAGAGCGUCGGUACUCAGGAGUAUUGUUAUAUUCCUGCGCUGUUAGACCUGAUUCUUGGCCAUAUACCUUACCAUUUGUAUCCUGAGGAGAUACUGGCAUGCGUCUGCUCGACACUGGGUGCGUACGCCGAGUGGAUAGGAGAGCAUCCCGAGCCCUGGCUGGCGAAAGUGUUACAACUCGUUACUCAGGGACUGACCAAAGGCACUAUGACAGUACCUUUCGCGAGCAUGGCACUAAAAGACCUGGCCAGGGAGUGUGGACCACAUCUCGCUUCUUACGCACCGUCCAUCCUUCACACGAUCAGCCAAACGCUGCCGAAUGUUGCGCCCGGCGGCGGGGAAGGCUUACGCCUAAUGUAUGCAGCCGGCAAGCUGCUCAACGUCUUGCCCUUUGCGGAGCAACAGCUGGUGCAUCUAGAGGCGACUUUAGGACUGUGCGUGACAAAAAUGAAGGAGCUGCUGGAGCAACCGUUGUUCACGGCACGCGUCGGGGUGACGAAUUAUCUGAAAAUGGCCACCAUGUUCUUCUCCACUGUCGAAGGUGCGAUCGGCAAGGCUGUGUUAGAUGGUUUGCUACCGGUGUUCAAUCAGAUAAUUACGCAUCCCGAAUGGAGCCAGGACAAUGCAACACUCGAGGCGAUGCACAUGUGCGCGCAACGAUCCCUCUCAGCAUUACGGUACCCGGAAACGGAGGCGCGUCCUCUGCUGCUGAUCCUGUCGACCUCUUAUAAAAUCUGGCCGCACCCGGCCGCGCUGAAUCUACUGAAGCAACUCAUAGUGCUGUUCGGUAGAGAUCCGGAAAACGUCAUAGGCCCGGUACUCGCGGAAAUAAGCUUGAUAACGCUGAACGGCGUGAAGGCGUGUAGAUUGGUGCAGGGUGAUCUGUCCGAUUGGUCAGAUUUAAUGGAAGCGUAUCUGAGCGUGCUCGCUCAAAUCUGCAAGAAGAACGCGCGGAUAUUGCUGCAGAUCCCAGACCAGAUACCGGAUAUGCUGCAAUGCGGAAUCGCUUGUUUAACGCUUCCGGAGACACCCACAGCCAAAGCAGCAGGCAAUUUUCUUCAUCACGCGAUCAUGCAAAGUCCGCACUUGCAAACAUUCGUACAACCGAUCGGUCAGGAACUAGUCUCUGCAAUUCUGCACUGUGUUGGUGGAGGAACAUCUCACAGUAACUUUGAUCCUCACGCCGAAGUUUUGCUGGCGUUAAACAAAACGUGCCCAGAAUGGACGGCGCAGUGGCUACGUGCUGGUUUGGAAAAUCAAAAGGGCCUGGCCGCAGUUGUGCUACAGAAAGACAUUCUCACGCGGAUUUUACGUGAGAGGACGAACAGGAGCAAACUGUGUGAAGUGUUAAAGGAAUUUAGUAUUCAAUGCCGCCAAGAAACAGGACUGUGACAAUAGACUUUUAAAGAAGGAUGACAAACUUUGCUAUACGAGGUGAUUGAUUUAAGAUGAUGUAACACACACGCGGAAAAGUAUUAUGAAGUUAUUUCUUCAUUAUAAAUGCUGCAUAUUAUAUAUAAAAUUGUAUUUCGUACCGGUUUCGUACGUUCGCUUGCAUUGUGAGAAUGUAUUCUUUCGAUCGUAUGAAAGAAGUACCUAGUGCAAAGAUAUUUAGUCUCGCGAAAUGUAAAAUAGAUAGAUUGCGCGCGAUAAAAAAAGGAAAAGAAACAAAAGAAUUAUAUAUGGUAGUAAAAACAUGUAGAGGGAAAACAAAUUCAUGCAUUCUCAAGAAAUGUGUGAGUAUCGAGAAGCGAAAUUAAAUGGCUGUUAUUUUGUAACGAACGGACCGAAUGAAGUGAAUUAAAUAGUGUUCUGUAGAAGAGAAACCCGUCAUUUUUAUUACCAUAGGAAAUGUAAAAAAAGGAUGUACAUUUAUAAAAUUGUAAAGCUAAAUAUAAAAAGGAGCUGAGAAUUCAA
This is a messenger RNA of Ooceraea biroi (clonal raider ant), 3696 nucleotides long. RefSeq names its product importin-13-like protein cdm (gene cdm). Gene Ontology annotation, cellular component: cytoplasm. The record is from RefSeq and is a predicted model, not a curated record. Gene Ontology annotation, biological process: protein import into nucleus. Gene Ontology annotation, molecular function: small GTPase binding. NCBI's taxonomy places the organism in Eukaryota, Metazoa, Arthropoda, Insecta, Hymenoptera, Formicidae.